This is a messenger RNA of Megalops cyprinoides (Indo-Pacific tarpon), 900 nucleotides long. RefSeq names its product homeobox protein Hox-C9a-like. Gene Ontology annotation, biological process: regulation of transcription by RNA polymerase II; DNA-templated transcription; anterior/posterior pattern specification. The record is from RefSeq and is a predicted model, not a curated record. The coding region runs from base 1 to 816 and encodes 271 amino acids. Gene Ontology annotation, molecular function: DNA-binding transcription factor activity, RNA polymerase II-specific; RNA polymerase II cis-regulatory region sequence-specific DNA binding. Lineage: Eukaryota; Metazoa; Chordata; Actinopteri; Elopiformes; Megalopidae. Gene Ontology annotation, cellular component: nucleus. The transcript has 2 exons.
AUGCAUGUAAAAGAGACAAGAGGCUUCGUCAUGUCGACCACGGGUCCCAUAAGCAAUUAUUAUGUGGACUCUUUGAUAAACCAUGAAAGCGAGGAGGUGCUGACGACUAGAUUUUCGGCUCCGGAGCUGCUUUCUGCCGGCUCCCGUCAGGCGUCGCUUGUACCGGAGUGUACUGAUUUUCCUUCCUGCAGCUUUGCUCCGAAGCCUGCUGUCUUUACCACAUCGUGGGGCCCAGUUCAUUCGCAGUCUUCAGUGGUUUAUCACCCAUAUACUCACCAAGCUCACUUGGGAACAGAUUCCAGGUACGUGCGCUCUUGGCUGGAGCCAAUCUCUGGUGCUGUAUCCUUCCCAGGCUAUCCGACAAGCAGCAGACACUAUGGGCUGAAACCUGACGCCAUCCCGGAGCGUAGACCCGGAGACUGUCUGGCCUCCAACGGACACAGCUACUCUGACUAUCUCUACAGCUCCUCCGCUGAUAUCCGAGAUAAGACGCAUCAGAACAUCCCCUCUCCAGAGUCAGAGAUUUUAGCUUCUGGAAAGCACAAAGACGACAAGCCUGAAUUAGACCCGAAUAAUCCCGUGGCAAACUGGAUCCACGCACGCUCCACCAGGAAGAAGCGAUGUCCUUAUACGAAAUACCAGACACUCGAACUCGAGAAAGAGUUUUUGUUCAAUAUGUAUCUUACCAGGGACCGUCGAUACGAGGUUGCCCGAGUCCUGAAUUUAACGGAGCGGCAGGUUAAAAUCUGGUUUCAGAAUCGACGGAUGAAGAUGAAGAAAAUGAAUAAAGAAAAGACCGAGAGCAAUGAACAGUAACGCGCAAUGGCCGGUAUAAAUAAAAGGACACAAUACAGAACAACAUAUUCAGAAACAUACAAAUAACAGACUGAAUUACAAGAA